AUGAUUGCUUCCCUUUUUAGGAGAACGAAAACAAAAGUUUUUCUCUGUUACCCGCCGGCGAUGAAAGUGACACAGAACCCAUGGAACAAUACAAUCUGGAGGUGUGGUCGUUCUCCAGUCAAAAAAGAUGUCAUCGAAAUGAAAAAAAAACGUCCUCCCACUCGCACUUUUUUCCCGAUGAAAUGCACUUUUUCCCCCUCACCGAGUUUGGUGUCAAAAUUGACAUACAACACGGGGUAG
Caenorhabditis briggsae is the source of this 240-nucleotide messenger RNA. The transcript has 2 exons. The record is from RefSeq and is a predicted model, not a curated record. Bases 1 to 240 code for a protein of 79 amino acids. NCBI's taxonomy places the organism in Eukaryota, Metazoa, Nematoda, Chromadorea, Rhabditida, Rhabditidae.